Branchiostoma belcheri (Belcher's lancelet) is the source of this 2137-nucleotide messenger RNA. RefSeq names its product scavenger receptor cysteine-rich type 1 protein M130-like. The transcript has 8 exons. The record is from RefSeq and is a predicted model, not a curated record. The coding region runs from base 15 to 2093 and encodes 692 amino acids. Gene Ontology annotation, cellular component: membrane. Lineage: Eukaryota; Metazoa; Chordata; Leptocardii; Amphioxiformes; Branchiostomatidae.
CAGGAUUCCAAUCCAUGACGACAUCCCCCACACAGCAAGUAUCCACGGCUAUGGUCUCACCAAGUACGGAGACUGCGUCAAACUAUCCAGUGGUCUCGACGAGUAAGUUCAUGAGUCCUACUGCAGUAAAUACUGCUACUACAGGUCCCAGUACACCGUCACCUGUCACAACAGAAUCUGCAAGCUCUGGCACUGAGCUCCAGGUCCGUCUUGCUGGCGGCCCCACCCCGCUUGCAGGCCGAGUGGAGGUGCGGGACGGGACCGGUCCUUGGGGUUCCGUCUGUGAUGACCGGUGGGACCUGCAGGACGCGCAUGUCGUCUGCAGGCAGCUCGGCUUCGGGACGGCUCUGGGGGUGAAACUGGCGGGCCAUUUUGGGGAGAGUUCUGGGAGCGUCUGGCUGGACGAGGUGGCCUGUGGGGGGAACGAGACGAACCUGGGAGACUGUCCUGCUGAGCCCUGGGGACAGAAUGACUGUUCACACAAGGAGGACGCAGGAGUCGUCUGUGAAGGAGGAGGGUCCCUGCGGCUCGUCGGCGGCCUGGCGCCUUGGGAAGGGCGGCUGGAGGUCCGUCCGUGGCAGGCGGCAGAGUGGGGAACCGUGUGCAGCGCCGGCUGGACGGAGGCCGAGACUGAGUUCGCCUGCAGACGGCUGGGUUAUACCGGGGGAGCUAACGCCAGCCUGGCAGCCUUUGGGGAAGGGACAGGCCGGAUCUGGCUUGGUGACGUCACAUGUGGUGGAGACGAGGCAAGCCUCACAUCCUGUGGCUUCACCUGGGAGCCUUCCGACUGUGAUCAUCGCCAGGAUGUAGCACUUGUCUGUACAGGUGGCUUGUCUGUCCGGCUUACCGGAAGCCGUAGCCCGUUACAAGGCCGCGUGGAAGUCCGGCCCGGUUAUCUGGACUGGGGGACGGUCUGUGACGGGUUUGACGACUUGGACGCUCAGGUGGUCUGUAGACAGCUCGGGCAUCGUGCGGGAGUCGCCACGGUGGGAGGAGACUUCGGCGAAGGGACGGGAGACAUCUGGUUAAAGAGUGUCGACUGCAUCGGGGUAGAAUCCUCCAUAGGUGACUGUCAGGUCCUAAGUGGGAGUAGUGACGACUGCAGUCACAGCCAAGACGCCGGCGUCAUCUGCACAGGCGACGUGUCCGCCCGACUUAUUGGAGGCCAAACUCUAUCAGAAGGUCGUUUGGAAGUCCGGCCCGGAAACGGUGACUGGGGGACGGUCUGUGAUGACGGGUUUGACGACAGGGACGCUCAGGUGGUCUGUAGACAGCUCGGGUAUCGUGGGGGAGUCGCCACGGUGGGAGGAGUUUAUCCAGAAGGUACGGGAGACAUCUGGCUGGAAGAUCUCUACUGCGAUGGAAACGAGUCUUCUGUGGCGGACUGUGGAAUCACCAAGUGGGGAGACCAUGACUGUAGCCACAAGGAAGACGCGGGAGUCAUCUGCACAGCGUCAAACUGCGUGAAUCUCUAUGCGGCAGGACAGACUACAAGCGGAGUCUACAACAUUAGAAUCAACUCCUCUGACGUAGAUGCCUACUGUGACAUGGAUACCGCAGGAGGCGGAUGGACUGUUAUACAGCGACGAGUGGACGGGUCGGUUCCCUUCAACCGGAACUGGGAGGAGUACAAGCAUGGGUUUGGGAACAAGAGUGGGGAAUACUGGCUUGGGAACGAGAACAUCCACCUCCUGACCAAUCAGACUGCCUACACCCUCAGGGUGGACAUGCAGAGUUGGGACGGACAAACCCGGUACGCAGAAUACUCCAGCUUCAGGGUGUCCGGUGAGUCGGACCAGUACCGGCUGCACAUUUCCGGGUAUUCAGGCACCGCGGGAGAUGACAUGAGUUUAAACAACGGGCAGAUGUUCUCCACUGUGGACCGGGAUAAUGCUAACUGGGACAGGCACUGCUCUCAGGAGUACGGACAGGCCGGCUGGUGGUUUGGGGGCUGCAGCUACGCCUUCCUCAACGGUCGCUACCUGGGCGACUGUGGGUACUACCGCUGUUCAUACAAGCAAGGUGUGGUGUGGGACCACUGGAGAGGCGGGCAUUACUCCCUGAAGUCUGUGUCUAUGAAGAUCAGGCCAUAACCGACCUGCGUACGCCGGUAUGGCACUACCCGUGCUAUGUGAUG